AUGUCUAUCGGCUUUUUUAAUCUAGUCCCCAGUAUGGCCAUCUCGGAGGUCUACAACCUGCAUGACAGUUCUCUCCUCGAGGGGGACAUAAGCAGCAAGACCACCAGCAGGAACAUGGACAAAGAGGAAGAAGAGGAUCAUGACGAGGUAGUCAAGGGUCCUCCACCUAACUGGAUCAGCUCUUAG
Guyanagaster necrorhizus is the source of this 186-nucleotide messenger RNA. RefSeq lists its product as uncharacterized. NCBI's taxonomy places the organism in Eukaryota, Fungi, Basidiomycota, Agaricomycetes, Agaricales, Physalacriaceae. The record is from RefSeq and is a predicted model, not a curated record. The transcript has 2 exons. The coding region runs from base 1 to 186 and encodes 61 amino acids.